Molecule: messenger RNA, 270 nt
Organism: Morchella importuna
Lineage: Eukaryota; Fungi; Ascomycota; Pezizomycetes; Pezizales; Morchellaceae
Exons: 5
Coding region: 1-270 (89 amino acids)
Source: RefSeq, a predicted model, not a curated record
AUGUUAAGAUGUUGGAAAUCGGGUUGCGGUGCAGCGGUACCUACAGCUAGCCUAUUCGCUUUCCAAAUUUGGGUCAUUUUGGCCAACAACAAGGCUGCAAGCCACGCGAACCUCCCACAUACGAUCAACCUUUUCUUACAAACGGUUGACUGUGUCAACCCCCUUCAUCGGGUCAAGGCUGGUCCAAGAAACUUAAGCUCCCUGACGUCGACGGGGAACAUCUUUAAACAACAACUCCUGGAACCAAGUCGCAUAUUACUCCUGCGCUAG